Callorhinchus milii (elephant shark) is the source of this 4222-nucleotide messenger RNA. RefSeq names its product SRSF protein kinase 2. Gene Ontology annotation, biological process: protein phosphorylation; regulation of mRNA processing; spliceosomal complex assembly. Bases 104 to 2266 code for a protein of 720 amino acids. The record is from RefSeq and is a predicted model, not a curated record. Gene Ontology annotation, molecular function: protein kinase activity; ATP binding. The transcript is spliced from 16 exons. Lineage: Eukaryota; Metazoa; Chordata; Chondrichthyes; Chimaeriformes; Callorhinchidae.
UGGCUGGACGUUAGGUAUUUUUUUCAAAAGACCAAAGACAGAGGUGCUCGUUUCUGAACGUUUUCUAAUUUUUCCAGAAACCAAGCAGAAGAUUGAGCUGCUGAUGUCAGUUAACUCUGGAAAGUCGUCCUCUUCAGAAAGGCCAGAGCCUCAACAAAAAGCUCCCGCUGUUCCCCCUCCUCCACCACCACCCCCACCUCCUCCACCAGAGCCUGUUCCACCGGAGCCGGAGGAGGAAAUCCUAGGAUCUGAUGAUGAAGAGCAGGAGGAUCCGGCUGACUAUUGUAAAGGUGGCUACCAUCCAGUGAAGAUUGGGGAUCUAUUCAAUGGGCGAUACCACGUAAUUAGAAAACUAGGAUGGGGACAUUUCUCUACAGUAUGGUUGUGCUGGGACAUUCAAGGAAAAAGGUUUGUGGCCAUGAAAGUGGUAAAGAGCGCCCAACAUUACACAGAAACAGCCCUGGAUGAAAUUAAAUUACUCAGAUGUGUACGCGAAAGUGACCCCAGUGAUCCCAACAAGGACAUGGUUGUACAGCUAGUUGAUGAUUUCAAAAUUUCUGGCAUGAAUGGAAUACAUGUCUGCAUGGUGUUUGAAGUGCUGGGCCAUCACCUUUUAAAAUGGAUCAUCAAGUCCAAUUAUCAAGGACUUCCUAUUCUUUGCGUGAAAAGUAUUAUUCAGCAGGUGUUACAGGGUUUAGAUUAUCUACACAGCAAAUGCAAGAUCAUCCACACAGACAUAAAACCAGAAAAUAUUUUAAUGUGUGUAGACGAAUCCUAUAUUCGGCGAAUGGCUGUCGAAGCUACAGAAUGGCAAAAGGCCGGUGCUCCACCACCGUCUGGUUCAGCAGUCAGCACUGCUCCACAGCAGAAACCGGCUGGGAAAAUGUCUAAGAACAAAAAGAAGAAGCUGAAAAAGAAGCAGAAACGACAGGCGGAGCUUCUUGAGAAGCGCAUGCAGGAGAUCGAAGAGCUGGAGAGAGAAGCAGAGAGGAAGAAGAUGGAAGAGCUUCUGACAGCCGUUACACCAAAUGACCAGGAAGAAGGAGAAAAAGCGGUGGAGCUGAAGGAAACCGUAUUAGAUCACGUGGCAGAUGAGGCACAAGAGAAUGAAUGCAAUGAAGACGAUCAGGGAGAAAAGGAAGAUGCCGAGAAAGAAGAAGUGAAAAAAGAUGAAGCAGAAACUACUGCUGCCAGGACAGAGCCAGAAUGGGCCGAAUCACCAAAAACAAACGGGCACGUCGAAAAUGGUCCUUUUCUAUCUGACCAGCUCUAUGAGGAGGAAGAAGAGGAGGACGAGGAGGAGGAGGAUGAUGAAGAUGAUGAGGAGGACGAAUGUCCGACUGCAGAAGACAGUCCCGUCGGGCCAAACACUGAAACUUUUACCUACAGUAACCCCUACGGACAGUUCAACGGAGAGUUACAAAAUGGGAGGCACAAGAGUCCUGAGUCACAGUUCUCUGAAAUGUCUGAGUCGGUUUUCUCCAGGCUUUUAGAAUCUGCAGCCUGUGGAUCAGGUGGAUCAGAUGGGUCAACAGCCACGGAGAGAGAAGAUAGUAGCCCAUCACAAGACAGGAGUAGAACCGUGUCCGCAUCCAGCACUGGGGACAUGCCAAAAACAAAGGUUCGAGCAGCGGAUUUGCUGGUAAAUCCACUUGAUCCAAGAAAUGCAGAGAAAAUUAGGGUUAAAAUAGCAGACCUAGGAAAUGCUUGUUGGGUUCAUAAACACUUCACAGAAGACAUCCAGACGAGACAGUAUCGAUCGAUAGAAGUUCUAAUUGGUGCUGGGUACAGUACACCUGCAGAUAUCUGGAGCACAGCCUGUAUGGCGUUUGAACUUGCAACUGGAGAUUACUUAUUUGAGCCUCAUUCCGGUGAAGAUUAUUCUAGGGAUGAAGACCACAUAGCACACAUCAUAGAGCUACUAGGCAAUAUCCCAAGACACUUUGCUCUUUCUGGGAAAUAUUCUCGAGAGUUCUUCAAUCGCAGAGAUCACAUAGCUUUGAUCAUUGAACUACUGGGGAAAAUCCCUCGAAAGUUCGCAAUGUCGGGGAAAUAUUCCAAGGAGUUUUUCACCAAAAAAGGGGAGCUGAGGCACAUUACAAAGCUGAAACCCUGGAGCCUGUUUGACGUGCUCGUAGAGAAAUACGGAUGGCCUCACGAAGAGGCUGCACAGUUCACUGACUUCUUGCUGCCCAUGUUGGAAAUGGUUCCUGAGAAACGGGCGUCAGCUGCAGAAUGCCUCAGACACCCCUGGCUUGGUUCCUAGCAGCCUUCACCAGACUUCUUAUGGAGCAACGACUGCUCCAGUGUUCAUCGUGGGACCUACCAAGGUGGCCGUCAUCCUAAGGCAAACUCUCAAACAAUAGGGGUGUAAAGGAGAUGGCUUCAACAUCAGAACCAUUGUUCACUCUGAAAUACUGUUAAUGUUUGAAACUUUGCUUUCGUGCACUGUGUGUUUGGGGGAAGGGUAGUUUUUGUCUUUAGCAAGAGGUAGUUGACCGACUGACUCUGUGCUGAAACACUUAACAUGUCUUGAUGCUUUGUCUCUUGUGUCGCCUGACCUUCACAUGUCCUAACAGAAAGUGAUGAGAAAAAUAUUUGUGUUUUUUUCAUGUGUUUCGAUAUUUUUUGUACUUAUUUAUGAAAAAUUGUUUUAGCUGAUAAUGCAUAUUAAAUAUUGAAUGAUGAGAAGGUAGAACGGAGGAGCUACUAUAUCAAGUGAGGAAGUAGCUGAGAUAUUGCAAAGCGCUGUACAAUUGUAUCCAAUAGGAAAGGGACAUUAUUCUUGUAUAAUGUGAGUAGAUUUCCCUGUAAAAUUCUUUCCGUAAAAUACAGAAAUGGGACUUAAAAAAAAAAGCUAUAAUGAAUGCCACUUGGCUAAGAAAAUGCAUGUGUUGGAGCUUGUCUGCUUACAAAAAAAGACUGUAAAUUUUCCAUUUGUUGUCUCGGUUAGCGUUGUGUUGCUGGGAUAUGCCUUGUAAUACUUAUACCAACAGACCAUUCCUAAAACAGCACUUUAUAGGUGGCUUUGCCUGGCCACAAGUAUGCUUUGUACUAUUUGCAAUAGUCCCUUAGAUUCUCUGCCCAUAUUUAUCACACAAAUACCCAGAAGAAGUUCCCCCUAAAUGAAACGUUACAAAAAUGUCCUUGGUUCAACGCUGUAGUUAUAUACCCUAAAACAGAGGAUUACAGUGAUUUCCCGUACUAAAGAUGUCGAGAGAGAAGGGGAAAAUGAAGAAGAAAAAAAAGGACUUUUCUACGUGCAGAGUUACUAUUUUGUCACACAAAAAAAUUUAUAUGUUAAAAAUAUUUUGGUGUCUCAUUUGAGAAAAAAAGAAAAAAUCGACUUGUAAAUGAAAAUGAGACUGUAAAUGAAAAUAAAAAUGGAUAUCAUACAAUGUCAUUAAAACAAUUUGCAGUGCAGCUGACCCCAUAGAAUAAUUAGUUCAGUGGAAACUCGCUAUUGCUAGACAAUAGAUUGGCCUAUUUUUCCCUUACUAGUAAGGUGCCCUCAGUAGUGGGUGUGGGAUUUUGGUCACCAUGAGUUCAAAUGGGGGAGGAAAAAAAUACUGAAGAAUAGUGAGUUGCCCUGAUUAUUGAGUUGUCUACAAAGUGAGGUCCUACUGUGUAAAAAGGAAAGCUGUCUGUUUACAGCAUUGCUCUCAGCAUCAGACAGUAGCACAACAAAUUGCACUGGUCUUUGUAGCUUUUUCAGGGAUUAACAAUGUAAAUAGGAAGUAUUUUUUUUAAUUACCCAGUAAAGCAUUGCAUUCUUGAAAUGUUAGUUCAAAUGUUUUCUCUGUUGCCGUGUGAAAUGAAAGAUUUGUUCGGGAGCAGAAUGUUGUGGUCGAAUGCAAUAUCGACAUUUUCUAUGUCGAUGGCAGUGACCUUUUCCAUAUGUCAGAUCUUCAAGUGUACACUGGUCUGUGUCCAAGCUCAAUGAUGCAAAAGUGAACCGGUUGGUUUUAUUCCCAUUUUCCACGUUAAUAAUGGUGCCACCCGUUCCUGAAUCUACCUAUUACCAGUUUAUCCAUCUGCCUUUGCAAUAACUAGAUUGUGGACAAAAAAAGUUCUGGUAUUGUAACAGUAGCCAAUUGUUUGUAUGUUGAGGUGCUUGUAAUUGUCUAAUUAAACUGUUUUGUUUCCACGAAUUGUGCUGCUCAUUGGAAUGGCAAUGAUGAGAUAAUUUGCAAUAAACUUCACACCAAUGUUUAGCCCUGUU